CGACAAAGGAUCACAUGCCGUGUUUAGUCCACUUCGACGAUCGCACCUCGAGCAUUACCCUUCAGCUCGUAACAAAUACGCUGAAAGAGGCCUUCUCCUCUAUGACAUUAGAUUUCGGACAUAGUGAAGAGGCCCUCAUCGUACAUCGGCACGACCGACUUUCCCGACGAACACUCACGAAUCCUUCGCCGGUCGCACAUUUCCUAGCUCCGCGAGCUACUGAGGGGCUAGCGAACGACACCCCCUUCCUGUUGCCGGGAAACGUAUCUCUGCCCUUCGACCUCGGUUGCAACAAUUGCAGCGGCAAGGGCGAAGUCAUCUUUUCAACCGUACACUUCGAGUUCAACAACGUUUUCAAUAACCCAGAUGAUGAUCUGGUCAAGAGUGGAGCCGCUCAGAUAGAUCUCAAAGGCUUUGAGAUGUCUAUUGGCUUGCGAGCAGCCCCGGAGGAUGAUGAGACCCGGACCAUUCCUGUAUUCUCCAAAACUAUCAUCGGAGCCGAGAUUCCGGGGGUUGCAUCUAUCGGUUUGCGCUUUGAACUCGAGCUAGAAUUCAAAGCUGAGUUGGAUAGACCAGUUCAAUUGGGCUUUGGGUUUGACGUCGUGGUUCCUGACUCCUAUAUUCGUGCCGACCUAGCAGAGACGCAGAACUCGGGCAUCUACGGCUUCAAUCCCGACAUCACCGCUCAGCCACUCCAGUCCAACGUUUCCGACGUCGAAGUCUUCCUCUUAGCCGGCCUCAAGACCAGCCUGCCCGUCGGCUUGAAGUUCCUCGGCAUCGACGCCCUCAGCAUCGGUCCCUUUCUCUCGCUGCCCACCUUCAACAUGAACGUCACGCAGCUCGCCGCCGCCGACUUCGGCGCCGACUGCGAGCCCUCCAACGCCACAAACAGCGCGGACGCGUUCCGAGACGCCUUCGCCAACCUCACGCACGUGGAAUAUAACAUCGGAAUCGGCGGCGGCAUGGACCUGCCGCUUUGGCUGCCCGACAUUACCUUCGCUUCGGCCGAUUUCCCCCUGGCGACCCAGUGCCUGGUGUACCAGACCGAGGGCUCGUCGACUGGGCUCGCGUUGGCGACGGCGGUCCUCGCUUCCAUUACGGCGCCGCCCGCGGCCACGGGAUCUCAGGCUCACGGGGAGGACGCGACGUCUGGUUCUCUUAGAUACACAGGCACAUGGUAUAAUGGGUACGCGCCGGCUGUCGCCGCUUCUAUCUCUACUCUUAUUACCUUGCUUUUUGCGGUAGCUUGAGCGCAGUGCGUGCGUGGGAGGAAACUCUUGCGCCAUUCUUUUCGAUACCUUUUCUAUAAGC
Messenger RNA from Trematosphaeria pertusa, 1311 nucleotides. RefSeq lists its product as uncharacterized. The coding region runs from base 15 to 1250 and encodes 411 amino acids. Lineage: Eukaryota; Fungi; Ascomycota; Dothideomycetes; Pleosporales; Trematosphaeriaceae. The transcript is spliced from 5 exons. The record is from RefSeq and is a predicted model, not a curated record.